Messenger RNA from Colletotrichum scovillei, 711 nucleotides. Its product is annotated as NmrA family protein. The coding region runs from base 1 to 711 and encodes 236 amino acids. The transcript is spliced from 2 exons. The record is from RefSeq and is a predicted model, not a curated record. Lineage: Eukaryota; Fungi; Ascomycota; Sordariomycetes; Glomerellales; Glomerellaceae.
AUGUCAGGCAAGAAAGUCCUAGUUCUUGGUGGAACCGGCCCGGCAGGUAUUUGCCUACUACGAGAGCUUGUUCAUCGCAACCAUGCAACUAUCCUCCUAGCAAGAACCCCCUCAAAACUCCCGGGUGACUUAGCCUCCAACUCUCUAAUCGAGGUAAUCGAAGGCGAAAUGAGUGACACGAAAGCCUUAGACUCAGCAAUGGCCCGCUCGUCCAUAGUUGUAUCCCUCCUUGGGCCAAACAUCAACGACAAGCACAUCGAUCCUUCUCUUUACGCCGAUAUUUACCGCAACUACGUUUUUCCAGCAAUGAAGCAAUACGGCGUCAGACGAAUUCUAGCCAUGGGUACAAUCUCUAUCAAGCAGCCCGAAGACAACUGGACAUUCUUCCAGACCAUGGUCACGUUCGUCAUGCCGCUUUUGAAUGGCGCGGUUUACCGCAAUAUGCAUAACCUCGCUCACUUAUUUGGCAAAGAAGGUCACGAUCUUGACUGGACUAUCUUCCGCAUAGCACAGAUACCUGGAGAGUCUGAUGAGACUAGCUGGAGACAGGACCGUGAUCUCGGACUGUUCACUGGGUGGAUAGGAGAAAAAGAUUGGACAUCAACUCUUCGGCGGGGCUCACUAGCUCGAUGGCUCGUGGAUGGAGUCGAAGGUAAGAUGGACCUUUGGAUCCAUAAGAUGCCAGGGAUCAGUCAACUGGCAGGGGUCUGA